Messenger RNA from Peromyscus californicus insignis, 1307 nucleotides. It is a transcript of the gene Msantd1, whose product is annotated as Myb/SANT DNA binding domain containing 1. The record is from RefSeq and is a predicted model, not a curated record. The coding region runs from base 108 to 944 and encodes 278 amino acids. Lineage: Eukaryota; Metazoa; Chordata; Mammalia; Rodentia; Cricetidae. The transcript is spliced from 3 exons. Gene Ontology annotation, cellular component: nuclear body. Gene Ontology annotation, biological process: positive regulation of DNA-templated transcription.
CCCGUUUAAAAGCUUUUAACUAAAUUCCUGCCUGUCAGAUGUAGGCCCCAUUUUGAGCGUGGAGCUGCCUCGAGCGAGCGAGUGAACGAGUGCACUGCCUCUCGCCCAUGGUGCGCUGGCCAGGCCUGAGGCCCUGCCUGAGUGCCAUCCUUAACCCUGCAGGUGCCUCCAGCAUGGCAGCAGCCGAAGUGCCCGGCUACCUUGUGUCUCCUCAGACAGAGAAGCAUCGGCGGGCCCGCAACUGGACAGAUGCGGAGAUGCGUGGCCUCAUGCUGGUCUGGGAGGAGUUCUUCGAUGAGCUCAAGCAGACCAAGCGCAAUGCCAAGGUGUACGAGAAGAUGGCCAGCAAGCUCUUCGAGAUGACUGGGGAGCGCCGGCUAGGCGAGGAGAUCAAGAUCAAAAUCACCAACAUGACCUUCCAGUACAGGAAAUUAAAAUGCAUGACAGAUAGCGAGUCCGUCCCGCCGGACUGGCCCUAUUACCUAGCCAUUGAUAGGAUUCUGGCCAAGGUCCCUGAGUCCUGUGAGGGCAAAGUGCCGGAUGGCCAGCAGCCGGGGCCCUCCACGUCCCAGACCGAGGCGUCCAUGUCACCGUCCGCUAAGUCCACCCCUCUGUACUUACCGUAUACCCAGUGCUCCUAUGAAGGCCGCUUCGAGGAUGAUCGCUCCGACAGCUCCUCCAGCUUACUGUCCCUUAAGUUCAGGCCAGAGGAACGUCCUGUGAAGAAACGCAAGGUGCGGAGUUGUCACCUACAGAAAAAGAAGCUGCGGCUGCUGGAGGCCAUGCUGGAAGAACAGCGCCGGCUGAGCCGUGCCAUGGAGGAGACAUGCCGAGAGGUGCGCCGUGUGCUGGACCAGCAGAACAUCCUGCAGGUUCAGAGUCUGCAGCUUCAGGAGCGCAUGAUGAGCCUACUGGAGAAGAUCAUCGCCAAGUCCAAUGUCUAGGCCAUAGCCAGGAUGCCAGGUGCCACAUAGUCCCAUCUGGAGGCUCAGGGCCCCGCCCACCCAAGCUCAGGGCCCCGCCCACCCAGGCUCAGGGCCCCACCCAGGCUCAGGGCCCCGCCCAUCCAGGCAGGGUUCCAGAAAGGGGACAGGUUUCAACCUGGCCUCUGUGCUUCUCUGAAGGGCUUUCCAGGACUCCAGUGGCCCUGGGAGACCUUGGAACCCCCAUGUCCAGCAUUAAUGCCAGGGACUCCAGGGCAACUCCUAGUGAGAAGAUCCCAGAAUCUACUACUCUCCAGUAAAGUCACUACCAUGAUACUUGAAACGGCUUUUGAUAUUAAACAUACUUUCCAUUGUUGCCUGGAA